AUGCGAAGAAGUAAUAUCGUUCAAGAUCAAACCCCAUCAAGAAGACCGAUGGUCAACACGAAAAUUACCAUUGUUUCCGCUCCAAAUCAACACAUUUCCGUAUCAUACCAAAAAAACCAAAUUAGGCAAAUCAAUGGUAUCCCUGAGAAGUUCAUACCAUCGAGCAACGAGCUAGUUGUUAAACCCAUACAACUGACUAAGUCACAUUUCAUUGAUGCUUAUUCAAAGGGAAAAUGGAAUCUUUCGAAAGUCCCUUGCCCUCCAUUUAUGGAGGAUUUAGGGUAUAUGAAACCACCAGAGAGUUUUGAUGAGAUAUCAAGAUUGGAUGCCGUUUCCAAAUACAAGGAUUUGGAACAUUGGGGUAGCUCUAAGUUUUUCAACAAGCUAUUGGCCAGAUUGAAGAGAGAGUUCAAGGUAAGCGGCGUGUCAAUUUCAUUGAUUGAUAAUCUGAAGUGUUAUUACAAGUUUGAAACAUGUUUAGGGAUCGCCACUAUUCCCCGGUGUGUUGCGAUAGACUCUCAUGCUUUAUUAUCAAAUGGAUAUUUUCUAUUAUUAGAUGCGUCUCAAGAUUGGAGAACCCGAACGAAUCCAUUAGUUGCUGGCUCACCAUAUAUAAAGUUCUACUGUGGCGUGCCCUUGAUGAGCGACGACGCAGGCGUAAUUGGGAUUUUAGCCAUUUUUGACAAUCAGUCUAGAAUUGGAUUUAAUGAUCAAUCGUUUAAGAAUUUAUGCUCCUACAGAGAUGAAAUUAUGACUUAUUUGAACCAGCCUUUUGGAACUGAAUGUCACCCACCUGAUCGUGGAAUUGCUGAUUCUUUACUUUUAUACGGAAAUAAAACGAAACUGGACUCUUUGGAGGAGUUAAUGAAGGAAUUGGGAAGACCAACAACGAACAAGUCGUCUCUAGUUUAUGAAAAAGAUGGUUCAGGAGGGCCAUAUAACCAAAAUCAGAAUAUCCGCUUCUACGCUUUCAGUAAGAAGAUUAAAAGAGGUUCUUCAACUAACGAGUCAGAGGAAAAGAAAAAGAAGAAGAAUGCCCAACGAGGAGAGUUUUCCAGUCUUCGAAUCUCGGGACACCAUCUGAAAACUCCCCCCUCUGCAGAUUCUAUCGACGAUAAGAAAAUGUGGCACAUGCUUUUCAAAGUUGGUUCCUUGAAAAAAGCAGCCACCUUAUUGGCCAACUUGCUUUCUGCAUCAUUUGAUUACGACUUGGUUUACAUCCUAGAGAUAAGAGUAGCUGAAAAAUGCCGCAUUUUGAAUGAAUAUUUCCCUCCAGGUUUGGACAAAGCUAAUUUAGACCUGUUUAAAUUUGCAAGCAAACUUGUCAAAUCAAGAAAAUCACCAGAUGAGUUCAUGACAAGAUUAGUUGGUCACCAUAAUCAAGGAAGCCCAAGUUUGAUAUCGCAGAACAAGAUUGAACAAUUUUAUCAAGAUUCAAUACAUUAUAAAGCUUUUAUAUCUGAGUUUGGAUUGGAGUAUACAAACAUCAAUCGUGAUACAGUCUACAAUCAUGGUCUAUUGAUGCCUUUUUUUAGACACGAUUCGAAAUUAGUGAGAAGCAAUGAAACUAAAAAAGAUAAAAAUGCCAAAUAUGUCGACUUGUAUUUGAGAAGUGGCGGAUUUCUAGUUGCAUUAUUUGCAGACAAAAUCAAACCAGUUGAUAGCGAAAUGGUGUCUGCUAUAUUCGACCACGCGUGUACAUAUAGAAAGAUAUAUAUCAGCUCUCAAUGA
This is a messenger RNA of Lodderomyces margitis, 1731 nucleotides long. RefSeq lists its product as uncharacterized. NCBI's taxonomy places the organism in Eukaryota, Fungi, Ascomycota, Pichiomycetes, Serinales, Debaryomycetaceae. The coding region runs from base 1 to 1731 and encodes 576 amino acids. The record is from RefSeq and is a predicted model, not a curated record. The transcript is spliced from 2 exons.